This is a messenger RNA of Cotesia congregata, 789 nucleotides long. The record is from the annotation of a GenBank genome assembly. NCBI's taxonomy places the organism in Eukaryota, Metazoa, Arthropoda, Insecta, Hymenoptera, Braconidae.
AUGGCUCCGAGAACACACAAAAGAAAUCCUUAUCCAGUGCCAGAUAUCUCGAGCGAAGGUUUUUGGGUCGCUCGUGGGCCAGCUUUGGGGAAAAAUGUUUCUGCGAAUGACAAAACCUGGUCGACUAAAGUUGAUGUUGCUGAACGGCUCUUUUCUCAUCAUACUCUCAAUAGUAUUCGACGGGAUCAAAGAAUUAUUCGACCAAAUGAACCAUGUGAUGCAUUAGAUUACGCGUUGUCAUCAAUAUACAUUCACGAUGAAGACUUCAUGGUACCAAAAAUGUACGUGUUCAUGCAGCCCGAAACAUUGAAUCUUCAAUCGUGGCGUCAGUUGCGUAAUGAACUCACUCCAUCCUCGAUGGAACCAACAAAAGCGAGACCAAUAAAGUCAAAAGAAGCGCCGAAGUCAAUGAGGAUGAAUGUUGCGACGGCUACAGCGAUGCCAGUGUCAAAAAUAACAGUAAAUACCCAAGCCAAUAGACGAAUACAGAGCAAAAUAAAUUCACGGGCCGUCUCGCCAAGCGAUAAGUACCAUUCCGCCCCGAGUGGGAAGAAAUCCCGAGCAGCAUUUUCCAAUAAAAAAUCCAUGGCUGUUGAAUCUAAGGAAUAUUCACAGUCGUCAGAUGAUAUUCUCGAUAAAAACCAGAGACGUGUCACUUAUGCCGCGCAAAUGCGAGCAAUCGAGAGGAUUCAUCCGAGCAGUCUCAAGCUGGCGAUCGAGGGUCCUCACACGGAUUUAACAAAUCCUGGCUACAGUCGUAAAGCCGAUGGAACAUUUUACAGCAUAUAA